UGUGUUCUUGGAUCAGUUCUGAGAUACAUUCUGUGGCCUUCCUUGUCACUUUACAAAAUUGUGUGUUAAUGAUUAUUCUGAGGGCAGCUGCUACAAAAGACAAGACAAUAUACAAUUCAAACUACUACCUGUGUGAAUUGCUCAUGUUUGUCUAGUAUCAGGCUUAGUGAGAGUUGGACUGGACCCAAAGUACAAACUUGGUACAAAUUCUACUCUGCACAAGUCUACUGAAGUCAGUGGAAUUGCAAGUUAUAGCAAAGCAAAAUUUGGGCCACUGUUUCUAGACAGAUGUCAUUUAGUGUGUUCCUUUGGCACAGUUAUUCUCAUGUCAGUGAUUCAGUGAAUAUCACUUCCCUGUUUAGCUGUGUAGAUGGUUUGUUGUUGCAAUAUGUUUCUUUAGCCUUGGUAAUCUUAUUGCACAAUGCUGUGUUUUCCCAGAUAAUUUCACAGAGAAUUGUUGCCAAAGUAAACUAAGAAGAAAGCUGGACUUUGCCACCUGUCUUCUUUUCUCCUUUAUCCUUCAGAAACUUGCUCUGUUUUCCAUUUACCACUGAGCUUCAGCAAUGAUCAUGUUCCAGCCUUACAUAUAUGCUACGGUUUUUAUACUCUCAAUCCUUCAGGUCUUUGCCUUGGACAGCUACAUUGCAGCCGUGUAUGAGCACGCUGUUAUAUUGCCAGAAGUCACUGGGAGUCCUGUUUCAUCUGAGGAUGCUUUGACACUAAUGAACAAAAAUUUGGAUGUUUUGGAAGGGGCCAUCAAAGCAGCAGCCCAACAGGGUGCACACAUCAUUGUGACUCCUGAAGAUGGCAUUUACGGCUGGGUCUUCAAAAGAGACACCAUUUUCCCCUAUCUUGAAGACAUCCCAGAUCCACAGGUGAACUGGAUUCCAUGCACUGACCCUGAAAGAUUUGCUCCGGCGGCAGUGCAGGAAAGGCUCAGCUGCAUGGCAAGAAACAACUCUAUCUAUGUGGUUGCCAAUAUUGGAGACAAGAAGCCAUGUAAUUGCAGUGAUCCCAAGUGCCCCAGCAAUGGACACUACCAAUACAAUACUAAUGUUGUCUUUGACUCAGAAGGGAAAUUGGUGGCACGCUACCAUAAGUAUAAUCUCUUUAUGUCAGAAACUCAGUUUGAUUCGCCCAAGGAGCCAGAGAUUGUCACUUUCAACACAUCCUUUGGAAAGUUUGGCAUUUUCACUUGCUUUGACAUACUUUUUCAUGACCCAGCUGUGACUCUGGUGAGCAAAUUACAUGUGGAUACUGUGCUGUUUCCCACUGCUUGGAUGAAUGUCCUACCACAUUUGACUGCUAUUGAAUUCCACUCUGCCUGGGCUAUGGGGAUGGGUGUCAAUUUCCUUGCGGCUGAUACACACAACACCAGCCUGGCUAUGACAGGGAGUGGUAUCUAUGCACCUGAAGGACCCAGGGCAUAUCAUUACAAUAUGGAAACAGAGAACGGUCACCUCUUGGUUGCGGAACUGCGUUCACAACCUCGUCUUUCUCCCACCUACCCUUCUACUGUUAACUGGAGCGCGUAUGCCACAAGUGUCAAACGAUUCUCACCAGAUGACCGUAAUUUCAGUGGAGUCAUUUUCUUUGAUAACUUCACCUUCACUGAACUCACUAAGCCUGAAGGAAAUCAUACAGUUUGCCAGAAAGAUCUUUGCUGUCAUUUGAGCUACAGGAUGGUGGAGAAGCAAGAAGAUGAAGUUUAUGUGCUGGGUGCUUUUGAUGGCCUUCAUGUUGUUGAAGGAGAAUACUAUUUACAGAUAUGCACGCUACUGAAGUGUAAAAGCACAGACUUGAAAACCUGUGGGGAGCCAGUGGCUACUGCUCACACCAGGUUUGAAGCAUUCUCUCUCAGUGGUACAUUUGGCACUAGUUACGUCUUCCCAGAAGUCUUGCUCAGUGAGGUUCAGCUGGCGCCUGGCGAAUUUCAGGUAUUAAGUGAUGGACGUUUGAUCAGUCAGAAUGGUACAUCUAAACCAAUUUUAACAGUGACGCUUUUUGGGAGGUGGUAUGAGAAGGACCCACCAUAACCACACUAGAUAUUGUUAUUUCAGAAUAACAUCUGAAACAUCAUCCACCUAAACAAUAACCGAUGUGUUGUUUCCUGUUAUAAUUGUGCUUUGUUUAGUAAAUAUACAGCAGCCUAUUUCAUUAUUAUCGCAUAUUGAGAAAUAAAUCAACUGUGACUACUA
Molecule: messenger RNA, 2198 nt
Organism: Chrysemys picta bellii (western painted turtle)
Lineage: Eukaryota; Metazoa; Chordata; Testudines; Emydidae
Product: pantetheinase
Biological process (GO): pantothenate metabolic process
Molecular function (GO): pantetheine hydrolase activity
Source: RefSeq, a predicted model, not a curated record